AGUUGAUGCCAAAACGGGCAGAACCGUAUUACAACUGGGCUACGAAAGCUAUAUUAAAAAUAAGAUUGCAUAAUACCGUUGCGUUGGGCGAACAUAAUGUGAUAUGCAAAAUAAGGCCUUUCAAUGAAUAGUCAAUUGCAUGUUCAACGAUAAAAGGAAACGUCGGAUGGGGUAUUAACAGGUUAAAGGAUUAUUUUCUAGUGGUUAUAUGGAGCGCAAUUUGACACGUCGACAGAAAGUGGUUAUAUAUGUCGUUUUGCACGUAUACGAAGGGCGGAUGCUAGCACAGCCAUAUUGCGUUGUGUGCCUGUGAAUUGUGUGCUGCUGCAUUGAGCGUGUACUGUUCUGCUCCUAUGAAAUGAAGGCAUCCUUUUGGGGUCUAGAUCCGUAAGCGCAACUGGGACAGAUCGAUUGGACUAGGACCAGGACCAGGUAUCCCAAGUUGGUCCAAAGCGUGAGCUGUGUGAGUUAACCAUGUAAUCAUGGUACUAACACCUUGAGAAGUGUGGAACACGGAAGAGACCAAUACAGUGCCAUUUUUGAUCAACCUAACGAACAACCUACAAUCUGUGUGCAUGCGAGUUGAUAACUCAAACACCAGCCGCACAGAACACUAAGAGCAGUAAUGCUGUUGGAAUAAUACGGGAAUUUUAACGUAGUCGCCGAAAGGAUUUGGAAGUUAUCAAGCGCACAGUACUGGAAAUAUCAAUCAUCUUGUAACGAUUGACUUGCGAACAUUGUUAUCACAAAGGAAUCAGUGUCUUCGAAAGUUUUUUCUGUGAAAGUUAUUCGGAAUUCAUAACCAUGGCCUCCAUAAGUUCCAUCUUCCUCUACUCCUGGGUAAUAGCCGCCAUAAUUCUGCUGUCUUCGGUGGGCAUAGAAGCGAGAAGGUCUCGUGCUCGUGUCAAUGAUUCGCGUUUUAUGUAUAAAAAGAGCGGUGAGUGUCCAGACAUUGAAGUUGUUAACAGACUAACGAACACAGUUUGUGACAAUGCCGAAUGCGUUUACGACGUGGACUGUGAUGGGCCACACAAAUGCUGCCUCAACAGCUGCGGUGGAAAGUCGUGUUUAGCCCCACAAGAAAGAGCAGUGAUCGAAACAAUUGCUACGGAACCACCAGUAAUAUCUGAGGUGGAUGACCAGUCUGGUUUACUGACGGUUAAUGAAGGGGAAACAGCCAUCCUCUACUGCAAUGCAUCCUCCAGGAUACCUACAUCCUAUGGCUGGAUCCUCAUCCAACCUGGAGCAAGCGUACCCAACAUUGAUGUCUUCCCUCCUGGAUCAACGACGGGGAACAAGAAAGUUUCUAGCGACGGUAGAAUACUCACUGUGUCUGGCGCCCAGAUCCAGGAUACAGCGAACUACGCAUGCGUGGCAGCUUCUUUGCUUGGUUACGUCACCAGGUCAUACCAGCUUUUCGUCCACGCUACCGGGACAGCAGAAAUGCCUUAUCCUCCCGGCACAAUCCAGGGCGAGGAAAAGCUACUCGAUAUGGGGGAACCAGUGAACAGUAACCCGGAUGUAGCUUCCAAUUGGCCCGAACUUGUCAGCCCGUAUCUGAACGAGCUAUCCCAGCGCAUAUCAACGACUCCCCCACCGACGGGGCUGCCUACACCAUCAAUGACUAGCAUGCCUGGGGGAGGGAUGGGCGGUGGACUUGACGGGACGUACGGCACUACAAACUCCGUGUGCCAGCAGCCGAGGAACAAGGGCACUUGCAACAGUCAAGAGCAAAGAUGGUUUUUCAAUACCUCAAAGGGCAAAUGCGAGCCGUUUACAUACAGUGGGUGCAACGGCAAUCUCAACAACUUCCGAACCUAUGACGAAUGCAACCAAACAUGUCCGCUUCUCUCCGACAACCCAUGCGAACAGCCGAUCAUGACCGGACCUUGCCGAGCGCGCUUCAUGAGAUGGGCCUAUGACAGUAACGAGGGAGGAUGCGUGAAGUUCGUCUACGGUGGCUGCAGGGAAAAUGGAAAUAAUUUUGAAUCGAGAGAAGUGUGUGCCGACCGAUGUAUGAAGCCGUUGAUGAUUUAUGACAACUUUCAGCCCUCUAGUGCCCGCAUUGCCGAUUGCCGUUGCGUCAAACCUCGACUCAAAAACUGUUUCUGCGCAUCAGAGUUUGCAAUCGAAGGAACCAUAAUACAGAAGCACAACUCUCUGCGUGGUGACAUCCUUGUCGUUGAGGUCGCCAACGUGUUCAAACAGGGCACUCUGUCGCUGAGGCAGACAGAGAGAUUGACCAACAACGUUACCAUCAUUCGAGAUAUGUCACUGAUAGGCAGGAGUUGCCAAUGCCACAGUCUUGAACCAAAUAGCGUAUCAUACAUCAUCAUGGGUCACGUGAACAUACGGGGUGACGCAGAGAUUGACUCUAACUCUUACGUCAGCGAGGCAACGCGACGAAGGUCAAACAAGCUCGAGACCCAAAAUAUGAGGCCACAGAACUGCAGGCAGGCGUCUCGCCAGAGCCCACGGGAAAGGUCAGGCUCCCGGGGACGCUUAGGACAGUAGCUUGGACAGACGCAGAGGGCGUCGCAGAGUCACCAGACAGUAGUAGCAUAAGAGGAGAUGACCAAAGGAGCGGUCUCGUUCGAGGUGUUUUUCCCUUGCGCCAAUCAAGGACGUUAAGCCCCACCAGGGAUUGUUGCAUAUGAGGCGUCUUUUCGAUUUUCAAACGACUGCGUCAGCGACUUAAACGAUAUUUGAUGCGACCUAUGGGAAACAUCAUGUAAACAGUAACAACCAAAUUAGCAGUGAUAACACUCCACUGCUAUAAUGGCACAUGCACUUAUAGCCUCUACAGGCAUGUUCGGCUUUGGUGUUGAUCUCAUCAAAUGGAUUCUCGUAUGGGACACGCACUACAUAACAUAUUCCCAUCCUGAUACCGCUAGGCAAUUGGGGUGCCCGGGCUUUGCCAAAUGCUUUUGACAAGAUCCUUCUACAAGAUCCAUUUAUAUGGGGCUUUAGCCCGUGAAUUGCUAAAUAUCCACAGGCCAGGAUCAUGUUCCACAGAAAUAACAACAUCUUCAUUAAGCUUCUAUAGACUACAGCCUGAAUUCCGUGGGACAAGUCAGGCACAAUGUUGGAAACCUCUAACAGACAAAUAAAUCGAUAACAGCGAAUACUGCACAGUAAAUAUAACGCCUUCGUCGUGCAAUGAAAAGAAGUGUUUACAAAGAUAUUUCGGAAAAAAUCAACAUGCUCUGACAAAAAAAAGAAAAAAUAUGACACAUAUGAAUCACUCCAGGAUUUAGAAGAAGAUUUAGCCACUACAAUAUGUUUCACGAGAAAAUAGCAAUUAUAGCAGGUUGACUUGUCCCUUGCCUUUUAUACACCCCCACCCCAAAUAAAUUACGAGGGCACUAUAUAUUUACUGUGUAGUCAGUAGCAAUUCAUGUUUUUGAAGUGUUUGCCUGUUAGUGGAGUACAUAACUUGUACCUGACGGAUGGGUUAUAGAAACCAUUGGCGCAG
This is a messenger RNA of Strongylocentrotus purpuratus (purple sea urchin), 3475 nucleotides long. Its product is annotated as WAP, Kazal, immunoglobulin, Kunitz and NTR domain-containing protein 2-like. The transcript has 11 exons. NCBI's taxonomy places the organism in Eukaryota, Metazoa, Echinodermata, Echinoidea, Camarodonta, Strongylocentrotidae. Bases 805 to 2514 code for a protein of 569 amino acids. The record is from RefSeq and is a predicted model, not a curated record. Gene Ontology annotation, cellular component: extracellular region. Gene Ontology annotation, molecular function: protein binding; serine-type endopeptidase inhibitor activity.